AAAAUAUAGCUUUGAAAAUUAUUUUGAUAUCUUUAGAUUACUGUUUGAGCAGUGACUACGUGCAAGAGCGAUAGUAGAAAGGAUAAGACAUUAUCUUUCCACCCAUUCCAAAAAUUACAGAAAUUGAGGAAGAUUUGGGUUGAUUUUUUUAAACGCAAAUAUAAUUGGAAUCCUUCAACAAGCUUCCUUUGCAGCUAGCAUUUUGAGAAGAAAAACUCUGAGCUUAACUUUAGAGAACAACUUUUAAAUACGAAAAGCAAGACUAGACUUGUGUUUUCCUUGGCGUUUCCCACUAUCAGAAAUGACCAGUUAUCACCAACUGAAAGGGAGAAUAGAAUGUAUGAGAAGGAAAAGGCUAGCAAGAAAACAUACCUCCUUCAUGUUCAGCUAAUAAAAGCGACAACCUUUGCAGACAUGAUGGUGUGUGAUACAUUAAUAAGUUAUCAUUUUAUUAAUUUCAUUUCCAUAUACGUAGGUACUAUAUUCAUGAAAUAAUUAUUUCCAAAGGGACAAUAUAUUGAUUAUUAUUAAAUUAUUCGAAGUUUUAAUUUUUUCACUUGCAGAUAAUCUUCAAUCUAAAGAGAAAAAGGAGUGGAAAAUUAAAUAUGAACAGCUCUUGGAAAAAAAUAGUCAGCAAGGAAAAGAAAUUGAGAUGCUGAGGCUGAAAUGUGAAAUAAAUGAAACAACCGUUUCAUCGCUUACUGAAAAAAUCAAUGAUUUAAUUUCAAGGGUUUUAACUAAAGCCCAAAAAAAUAAAUUACAAAAUGAUAAGAAGUGGGUUAAGUGGUCAUCAGAAGAUAUUUCUAGAGCACUCUUUGUUACCUAAGCCAAAGGACAUAUCUUCAUCUAAUUUGUCAUAUCCACUACCACAUUUAGUAACAUGAGAAAGUGGGUAUCAAUAUUGAAUUUUAGAAGUGGAAUUAUCCAUGAUGUUCUUGAUUUUAUGAAAAUUGCUGGUUUAGCAAAAUCUAAUAUGCAAAAAGUUUGUGUGUCAGCAUUUGAUGAAGUCAAGGUCAAAGCAUUUUAUGAGUAUGACAAAAUUCUGGAUCAAAUUGUUGGCCCAUAUAAUCAGAUACAAGUAGUGAUGGUGCAAGGUUUAUUCCAUUUAUGGAAACAACCGAUCUAUUUGAUUCUAAUUCUAAUUCUAUUUUAUUUCUACGACGGGACCUGACCCAAGAUGGCGAGUAGAGGGAAAUUUUUCUCCAGUUAUCUAAUCCGGUGCGGCGAACAAAUGGUGGGUCUCAAGACGCUGCUGGUUCGAACCGACUCCGAAAAUGCAACAGGCGAGAUAAUCGGCUUCGACAUCUCUCCGACAGUUGAAGAUUACAAUAAAGUGAUAAUGGUAAGGGGAGAUUCUUCUCUUCCCUGCAUAGUUCUACCUGACGUUAACAUACGUGUAAACGUGAAGGCUUUCUUCGAAGGCAAGUUUACCGGUGAUAAAUUGACCGGAAAAUUCUUUCUCAAGCGCGAGGGCAAAGCUAUCUAAUCUUCAAUCUAAAGAGAAAAAGGAGUGGAAAAUUAAAUAUGAACAGCUCUUGGAAAAAAAUAGUCAGCAAGGAAAAGAAAUUGAGAUGCUGAGGCUGAAAUGUGAAAUAAAUGAAACAACCGUUUCAUCGCUUACUGAAAAAAUCAAUGAUUUAAUUUCAAGGGUUUUAACUAAAGCCCAAAAAAAUAAAUUACAAAAUGAUAAGAAGUGGGUUAAGUGGUCAUCAGAAGAUAUUUCUAGAGCACUCUUUGUUACCUAAGCCAAAGGACAUAUCUUCAUCUAAUUUGUCAUAUCCACUACCACAUUUAGUAACAUGAGAAAGUGGGCAUCAAUAUUGAAUUUUAGAAGUGGAAUUGAUUCUCCAUGAUGUUCUUGAUUUUAUGAAAAUUGCUGGUUUAGCAAAAUCUAAUAUGCAAAAAGUUUGUGUGUCAGCAUUUGAUGAAGUCAAGGUCAAAGCAUUUUAUGAGUAUGACAAAAUUCUGGAUCAAAUUGUUGGCCCAUAUAAUCAGAUACAAGUAGUGAUGGUGCAAGGUUUAUUCCAUUUAUGGAAACAACCGAUCUAUUUAAUUCUAAUUCUAUUUUAUUUCUACGACGGGACCUGACCCAAGAUGGCGAGUAGAGGGAAAUUUUUCUCCAGUUAUCUAAUCCGGUGCGGCGAACAAAUGGUGGGUCUCAAGACGCUGCUGGUUCGAACCGACUCCGAAAAUGCAACAGGCGAGAUAAUCGGCUUCGACAUCUCUCCGACAGUUGAAGAUUACAAUAAAGUGAUAAUGGUAAGGGGAGAUUCUUCUCUUCCCUGCAUAGUUCUACCUGACGUUAACAUACGUGUAAACGUGAAGGCUUUCUUCGAAGGCAAGUUUACCGGUGAUAAAUUGACCGGAAAAUUCUUUCUCAAGCGCGAGGGCAAAGCUACCCGCGCAGGGAAAGAUGUCACAAUAUUUUCCGUCGAGCGGGUUUCAGCUGGCAAGCGAAGCGAGUUAAAACCGGCUGAGAUCAGCAGUUUAAAGACCGCCCUGAAACUCGAAGGGUUUAGGGGGCACGUGUUUGAAAGGAACAAUAAGACGAAAACUGCAGCGCCUGCUCCGUCCACGCUUAAGAAGACACCCGUUCCGGUGUCUUCUUCCAAAGUGUUAAAGGAGGUUCCCUCCACUUCAAAAGAUAUCACUAAAGCGUCUGGUGGCAUUUCUGCUACCAGCACAUUAAAGAAAACGCCAGUGGCGAAGAAACGAUACCCAUUCAAACUCCAAUGA
Messenger RNA from Coccinella septempunctata (seven-spotted ladybird), 2736 nucleotides. RefSeq lists its product as uncharacterized. Lineage: Eukaryota; Metazoa; Arthropoda; Insecta; Coleoptera; Coccinellidae. The record is from RefSeq and is a predicted model, not a curated record. The coding region runs from base 2095 to 2736 and encodes 213 amino acids. The transcript is spliced from 2 exons.